AAGUGGAGAAGCCACUGUUAAAUGGGCUGCAGUCUACAGCAGUGUUGACUUUACAGACAUUAAAACAAACCCUCUGAAACUCCAAAACUACCUGCCAGUAAUGAGAAGUACUGCAUGGCAGAAAGACAGUACAAUGAGGUGGAGGAGGCUGAGCAGGUGUACCUGCUGAUGAAAGAGGAGUACAGGAUAUCACGCAAUGUGCGUCUGUCCUGGUUUCUCAACAGACUCAAUCAGGUCAUUCGGCCCUGUCCACAAUCUGAGCUGCUCAAGUCAGAGAAUGAGUUGGAUAUUUUGAGCAUCCUCCCGAAAGGAUGGCAGCCCGAUUCUCCUCCCUCAUCCUGCUCAUGUCUGCUGGUUCCCUCCACACGCGUGACCUUCCUGGCUCGUCGGUACCGCUUCAUCAUCGAGCUGGACCUCAGCCCAUCCACUGGGAUUGUGGAUGACAGCACUGGAGAGAUGAUUUUUGAUGAAGUCUUCCAUGCUUUGUCUCGGUGUUUGGCUGGACUGGCGAGACCCUGUAAAGUUCCAGGAACUGAUCAUGAGUUUCGGCCAGAGAUCUUCAUCACCAUUCUAGCAUAUUCCUCCAUCAUUGGCCUUUGUUCACACCAGGUGUUGGUUCAGGGCUGUCAGCUGCACUGUAUGGAUCUGGAUCAGUUUCUUCAUCAGAUCUAUCAGCAGUUGAGAGCCAUGGAGAGCAACAUUGCUGAAGUUCUACAGCAGCAGCACAAUCAGUUGAAUGGUUCUCUGUAUCAGUCCUUCUCUAAUGAUGUUGUGGAGGAGGUGCCUCAGAGGAAGCCGGUGGUUUCCAUGGUGACAGCAGAUGUUGGGCUGGUCAGUAUGGUGAGGCAGGGGAUCCUGGCACUACAACUACUGCCUCCAAACUCGGGUGCAGGUAUAAUAAUCAUCACAGAUGGAGUGAUGAGUGUUCCUGAUGUAGCAGUUUGUGAAACUCUGCUGAACCAGUUAAGAAGUGGAACCAUCACCUGUUCUUUUGUCCAGGUGGGGGGAGCAUACUCAUAUGACUGUAGUUUUGGCUACAUCCCCAAUGUGGAACUUAUGAAGUUCAUCUCCAUGGCAACCUUUGGCUCGUACCUGUCCAGCUGUCCAGAGCCCGACUGUACAGGCCAGGAGAUGAACGCUUACCAUCGUGCCUUCCUCACGUACUCCUUCCUGAGGACAGGCGAGUCCAUGAACCCGGAGUACUACUGCUUCUCUCAGCACCGGCUGUUUAAUGAGCACCUGGUGUCAGCCAGUGGAAAUCCUGCAUUAGUGAUGCGCAGGAAGAAACACACAGAGAAGGAAGUUCACGCUGAUUUAAUCAGUGUUCUGUCCAUCAGACUGAGAGAAGGGUACACCAUACGAGAGAUUAACAUCACUAAAGGAGGAACUCAGUUGGAGUUGAAGUUGGUUCUCCUCUGGAAGCACAACAUGCGCAUUGAGUAUCUUGCAAUGGCGUCAUGGCCACUGGAUCCCGCCAAACGCACCACUUGGGUGGAGGUGACCAUAGAGGGCAGUUACGACAUCCUGCAUGACAUCAGCUGCACCAUGAGAAAGCCAAUCACGAGCCCUUACCGUAUGUCUGUCAUCCGACGCUUCUGGAACACUCUGCAGAGUAUAAAUCAGACAGAUCAGAUGUUGGUGCACCUGCAGUCCUUUAAUUCAAUCCCAGAACACUACACUAUUCCUGAAAGCACUAAAAAUGGAGUUCCUUUGUUUUAUAUUCCACCUGGAUCCACCACACCGGUCCUCUCUCUCCAGCACAGUGGCUCUAAAGACUCCAGCCAAUCACAGUUCGCCUCCUACUGGAAGCCAAUCCUGUCUAUGGAUGCCAACUUUUGGCAGCGCUGGCUGCACAUGCAUCGCAUUGCUAUCAUUUUGGAACAUGACAUCCCAGUCCCAAAACAUGUGCACAACGCUGGCUGUAAUGGACGAUUCAGUACCAUCCAGUGUCGAAUCUCUCACUCUGCGCUCACCUCACUGCUGAGAGCCUGGAGCAGUUUUGUCCUGGUGGAGGGGUAUUCAUACAUCAAACUCAUAUACAGUGCCUCUGAGUUGCCGCCUAUCUCCUUCUAUCUGGUGCGUCUGAUCUCUAAACCUCCCUGUAUGGUGCUGAGACUGGGCUUCCCCAUAGGAACUCUGGCACACACCAGAAACAAGAUUGUGGAUGAACUUCGAGAGCAGAUUCUACAGCUGCGGUUUCCUCAUCGAGUCCAGAAUAAGGAGGCCACACCAAAGAUAAAACGCAAGAUUCUGGGUAACGCGUCACCCUCUAAGUCCCCGCCUCUUCCUGCGCCUAAUCCUGCACUGUCCGACCGGCCGUGUGUCGUAGUGCACAACAAACCUCUUGAAAAACUACUGAUCAGGUACGAGAAGCUUCCAUCGGAUUUCUGCACACCUUUUAUCUUAAACAUGGAGCCAUUUGCUCAGCCACUCAACAUGGGCGCCCCUCUCAGUAUGGCCGCCAGCCGUACAGCUUCCUCCACUGUGGCGUCACUCUCCCGAUACUUCCUGCACCAGCGCUGGGUUUGGGCCGUGCAGAAUGGACCAGGAACUGCUGUAUCCCUGCAGGCUGUUGCUCACAUUCUGUCCAUGCUCUCUGAGAUUCGUAUAUCUGAGGGCUUCCAUUUUGCAGCAAGUGGCGAGGGUAUCGUCAGCAUGGUCACUGAACUACCAAUGCAGAGUCUGCCCACUCAUUUGGACCGAAAAAACCAUACCUGCAUUGUCCAGUACAUCCUGUUUCCACCACACUCUACUUCCACCAAGGACAGUUUCUCCACAGAUGAUGAUAAUGACACUGAAGUGGAGGCGAUAGAUGUGGACACAGAACUCAGUUUGGUGACAGAGUGUUGGGUGGAGCCACAGAGUGGGGCAGUCUGCAGUUCACUGGACCAGCACCGACACUUUCAGAACCUCACCUACCAGGAGAUCCCUCAGGCUAUUUUUCCACGUGACGUGUCGUGUAUGUCAACGAUGGUUACGUUUGAAUACCUCAUUCAGCUGUGUCAGAAUAAAGAGCAGGUGUGCCCACUCAAAAGGGUCAGCGAUGCUCCAGACGAGGUCACCACCACUCCUGCAGAUGACUGCAUACACACUGUGCCUUUCCAGUUUGACCUAUUGAAGCUCCUGCCAAAGUGCCAACAGAUAGAGCUCUUCUUUUACACCUUCAGUCGGGAGGAGCAUACGGAUUCGACCUGUAGCGCCUCCUCUUUGCCCAAUGACCUCCUCCUCAGUCUCUUCCACAGUUCACUGCAGAACGAACUCAGCGACCGAGAGAUCCCAUUGGCUGAUGGGGAUCAUGUGGCGUUCAUGCAUCACAUUCUGGAGCGGGAGAGAGAUGGUCAUGUGGCUCCAUUUUCACUCCCUGUCAUUAAAGAGGAGUGUUUGAAGCCUCCAGAGCGGCAGGAGACUGUUCUGUCUUUCCACACUAUAAGCAUCAGUAAAGAGGUGACAGGCUCGUCCAGCACACUACAGAGUUUCAGUAAUGCAGAUCUUGCGGAUGAUGAGUCUGCUGGCGUGGAGACAGAUGAAGCGUCUCCUCACUGGAAAUGUUACGUCAAAUACAUCAGUCAUCAACAGAUCCUGCUAACCUUCCUGCCAGCUACAUUUACAGAUGUGCAGCUUUUGACGUCUUCUGGACUGGAAACUGAACCUCCAAUCAGCAUCAGUCUGCAGGAAGAGGAGGAGACCUGCAGUCAUGGCAAUGGCCAAUCACAGACUGAGUCCAUCAGCAGCUUCGCUAAUGGUCCAGAAGAUGUGGGACGUGCUGCUGAUUUUAGGAUAAGUGAACAUGGAAAAGAUGUUAAAAGCCACUCGCUGUCUAAAGAGGAGUCUACAUUAGAGCCAGACACGAUGCUGGAGAUACCUACAGAACAAAGCAACAUCAAUACAAGUGCAACAGAAUUCGCAGUUUCAGAGGAGAAGGACGGAGUGCAGUUUAUGGAGCCCCAGAAGCGAGACUGCCACAUCACAUUCAGCAGACAGGUGUCUCAGCAGAGCAGCUGUAAUGCAGCUCGACCCUGCUGUCCCAUCUAUAUCUACAACUGCUCGCUGGCGUCGCUCAAAGACCAGCUUGUUCAUCCACAAACAGGACACCAGCCAAAAGACGUCUUCUACAGACCUCAAGAGACAGAUUGCUGGGAGUUCAGUCAGCAGUCCAGAUACAGGUCUAUCUCUCAAGAGCGCAGUAGCUCCUCCUCCUGGACAGAACUCAUGGCGCACCCUCACAAACACAAAGAACUGGCUAACUACUGCAGUCUCCUACAGGAACACUACUACCAGAGCUAUGUCAGAGGUGUUUAUCGCAGUCUGCAGCAGUCAUAUAGUGUGAGUUCACAGGACAUUCUGACUGCCAUGGACUACUGCGAAGAGUCGCUACAGGAGAUUGACAUCACUUCCUUCCUGCAGACCCUGUGUGGACACAUACGAGUGUUCCGCGAGCACCAUGAGCUUCACGGCUGCGUCAAUGUAAGCAAGUCCAGCAAUGGUCCCGCAACCUUCCUCAUAGGCGAGGGAGAGGAUGAUGCAGCUGAUAGAGCCACACUUGUGCCUUCAUCCAGUGUUGAGUUAGAGGAUGUGAGUGAAGCUGAUUCUAGAGGAAAACUGUCUGUCCCGACUUCACCUUUGAACCUGCAUGAACCCAAGUCUCCUAAAAUCCUAGAAUUCCCUCUGUCUCUGCUCCAGUCCCAGCAGAAGUGUGAGGUGAACCCUGAUUUACACAAAAUCAUACAGGACAAGUUCAUGGAAAUUGGUGCCCAGUAUUUCAAAACCGUACCUUCCAACCCACAUUAUUUCUUUUAUUGUCCUCCGUCUUCCAAAAAAGAGGAGGACACAGACAGAGAGAGAGAGAGGAAAGCCAGUGAAGAGUGUGAGGUUUCUGAAGCUGAACUGGCUACAGAGGAUGAGAACAUGUCCGGCUGCUGUAUCGUCACAGAGAGUGACAUGGAUCUGGAAGUGGAGUAUCAGGAAUGUGGGAAUGGGAAAGCAGAGACUAGAGAACAGGAAGCUGGUGAGGGUGAGUCUUCGUCAGACUCCAACACGAUGAACCAGGAUGAAGAUUUCUUCAGCAUUCUGGAUGGUGACUCACUGCUGGACACUGAAGGUGCACAGCCGGAGAUGCCCCCUCUGUUUGUGCACCUCACCUGCUCAGUCAACAUGAAGAGUUGCCACGGCUCAAUGCCAACGCAAACACUGCCAACCUGUCUGGGUGAAGUCAUCACCUGUUUGGAGAAUGCAGAGAAUCUUCAGUCAGUGGAUCUGAAUGAUUUAUCAGUCACUCUUGAUAUCUUUGUGCUCACGUUACCUGUGGAGAUAGAAGUCUUGGCCCCUGACUUCUGCCACAACCGGUACACAUCUGAGAGCAGCAUGUCUCUGAAUCGCUCGCCCGGACAGCCCUCAUCCUACCGCUCUGACGAAGAGCUCAUGGGAAAUUUAGACGGCCUGCGGGGGGGUGGUGAGGAAAGUAUGUCUGGCGAUCUGCUGUCCAAACUUCCUGUUCCUCACAAAAUGGCUGUUUUAGCCACAAUGGAUGAGAUCCGUUGGCUAUUGGAGGAUGAGAUCGUCUCCGCUCUACGACACUCUUCUGUGAUCAACUCAUCCACCCUCCAGAAAGUGUCCAAGCAUGUGUGCCGCUCCAGCCGCCCGCAGUGCCACUGUGAGGUUGUUCCUCUGCAGUUUGUGUUUGGCCCUGAACAGUCAUUGGAAAAGUUUCAAGAGGAGUUCAGGAGGUUAUCAUUCCCCGGUUACCUACUCAACACAGAGCAAGACAACUUCCACUAUGUGUCGCUCAGUCGGCAGCAGUCUCACAGGAUCCAGGCAGCCAGACAGCUGACUCACAUCACAGCAGGAUGCUCAACAGGGACAGGAGGGACCGCUCAGCAAACCAAUGUCUGUCCUAAGGUGGAUGAUGGUUCCAAAGUAUCAUCAAACCUCUGCACAUCUGACAAAGGACCAGACAGUGACGGGGAAUCAAAGAAAAAGGAUCCAGACACCGAUGUUGAGCGAGACAUGCACCAGGAAGGUGAUGGUGAGCACGGACAACCCAAGGUGGCUGACUUCACCAGUGAAUCUCUCUCGGAGACCUUUGACCCUGGUCAGAUCAGACAGACUGAAGCAGGUGAGACUCGAUCUCAGAGCGCAGUCAGCAGCACUGCUCACCUGCAGAUGGGCAGCAGCACAGAGCAUCCGUCUGAUUACACGUCACCUCCUAAAACACCCUCCGCUGCCAGUCUGGCCGAAUCCAUGCAGUCCACCACACACAGCAGCGGUAAACUGCGGCCCAGUCGAGUUCAGAGCGUCGUCUCCAGUCAGGGCAGUCUUGACUCAGACAUGCUGGGUUACGAUGGAGGCAGCAGUGAUUCUGAGUGUGACGGACCCACCAUGAAUGAGCAGGAGAGACUGACGCCCCUUAUGCCUGAUUUCUGGCUCAUCAUCAGGAUUCAUCAAGACAGAGUAGAGGUGUUCUCCCACUCCAGAAGCUUAAACAGAGAGAAAGAAGAGGAAGAGGAGGAGAUCCCAGAAUAUCUGCGUCUCCAUCAGCUGGUCGUAAGGAGGAUCGGAGAAAUGUGCAGAAUAGUUAACCAGCGCCUCCUACUGCAGGACCUGCAUGACAGUCAUGUAUGUCACUCUCUCCUGGUGGCCGAGAGUGAAGAAGACAUCUGGAAACACGAGUCACUCUACAGGCCCAGGAAGACCAACUCUGACGACUACAACGCCGAUGAGACCUGUCAGCCACGGGACUAUCUCGCUGCCACUAUGCAGUUCAUACCGGGGUAUUUUGCCUGUGACGUGGUUUGGAAUACCAUUAUUUAUAUUCACCCACGCCUCAAAAUGGGGCCCAAUAUGGGUGUGUCCCGGGCUAUCCAGGCUCUGCGCUCAGUUCUAAAUGCCUUUUGUGUGGUUAAUCGUAAAAACAUGUUUGUGUAUCAGGAGCGCACCACCAAAUCUGUGUUCUAUCUCCGAUUCUCAGAGACUUCUCAGACAGGGAAGUACAGUAAUCUGGACGGAAACAUGCACGUGUCUCGCUCUGUGGGUCUGGAACGCAGUCAGGAGCCGCUGGGCUUCGAUGACCUCACGGGUUCACGCUCGUCUCUGGAAGGCUCAAGGCCAGUUGGACAGGUGGACAAACACAUUUUACUGCUGGUACAUGGAGUGGGGACUGCAGGUCCAGAGAUCACAGAUGAGUUAGUGAAGGUCCUGAGGAAGCGUUUGGAUGAGGCUACACUGGACAUUAUCACUGUCAUGCUGGUCAGGAACUGUAAACUGACUCCUGCCGAUGUGGAGUUCAUUCAGCCUCCUGAUUCUCCGGCUGCAGAAGUGAUGGAGUUUUGUCUGCCUCAGUACUGUGUGCCAUGGAUUCAGGCUGUUGCUCACUACCUCCGUCAGAACCUCCUCAUCUUCCUGCACAUCCCCAAAUACACUGACAGUAACGGCGAGCACCACUUUAAGCACUACUUUCAUUUAAGCAGUGAGCUGCCUGAUCAUGAUAUCUACCUCUAUAAUAAACCAGGAGGACAGGGCACUGGAGGCAAAGGUAUCGCCUGCAUCGCGCUGUCAUUCGUGGAUGCUAAAGGCUGCCCACUCCAGGUUCCAGCUCAGGACAGCAGCACUUCAGUUCCCAGAGGAGACGUCUCCACAAUCUCCCUCCAGCAGGACCAAUUUGAGGCCUUGACGACUGUUGUCAAGGUGGACUCAUCCAAUCAGAGCUCAGGUGCAGCUAUGCAUGUGCGCUUUGACGUGUGGGAGCAGGGUAACAUCAGCCCACUGCAGCUGAUGGACAGACUGAGGGCUGCCCUACAACACGCCCUCUGUGAUGUCGUCAUGGAGAUGCACGUGCUGCCCAACCCAUUGUGUUUGGAAACCUUUUGCCUGUCUACUGCCGCCCAACGAGACGAGAGUACAGUUUCCCUCAGUCUUCUGCAGUCAGACAGUAAAGAGGUAAAGGAAAGUCUUCGCCAGUCCGGUGGCGCACACACGGUCAAAAGCAACCCCACUCCCAUCACCCUGAUUUCCGCCCCCAGUUCCACCCCAGCUACUGGAAGCAGCACGCCCGAAUCCACCACACCCACUGGCAAAACCACCCGCCGCAGUUUCUGGGAGUUAUUGAGUAAACCAGAAACCUCUGAGCUUAGCAGUCUGAAGACGACAGAUGACAUCAUACCGGAGCGAGAAGAAGACAGCCGAAUGGGCAGACGGAGACACAAGACAGAGAAUGUUAAACAGCAGUGGAACCAUGAGAAAGCCAUGGCAGUGGAGCAAGAGCAGGCCCAGAGGAGACAUGCAGCCCACCUGGAGGAAGGAGAUACAGGCACUCUUCACCCUGUUUACCAGACCACAUACCUGCCCUGGGUCACCUUCAUGAACAAACUGAAUUGUCCGUCUGUGCAGCAUUGUGCAGCUGAAAUCAGCCAUCAUUUCCUGCUGCCCUCCAUCCUCACAGAAAUUGUUAAUCUGGUCAGUUCACUGGCCAAUGACACCACAGUCAAAGUGUUUGAAAGAACCAGCUGUCCUCAGGGAGACAUCUUCAGCCCGCUGUCAAUCAUCCAACACAUUAGCCAACCACCUGCCACCACUAGGAGCUUCAUUCUGAUUGGUCGCAACUUUAGCCAAUGGCAUUGUAGCUCAGAACAAGCUCAUAAGGGUCUGCAGCGAUUUGAGGCUUUGGAGCACAGUGAUUGGCUGAGCCCAGGACAGGCCGUGAGGGGCGUGGCUCCACGUCAGCGCUUCCUCUACAUACACAUGGUUAAUAAGAAGGUGACUAUGUACACGUAUAACUGGUCAGUGGAUCUGGGAAGCUCUCUGAAUCAAGGUCUGGUCAGACUGGUACACUGGCACAAUGCUCGUGCUCAUGUGGUCAACUGCCUCCUGAGUCAAAAGAUGGGCCUGUUUCAUCAUUACUGCUUCUCUGAUACACCUGCACACGAUGAGCUAAAACAGGAGCCCAACCCCUUCCUCAAUUCCACUUCUGAGGCAGAUGCUCUGUUGAGGAGUCCGGUUCCUCCGGUUGUGAGUAAGGAUCAGGGUCGGUUGGGCAGUUCUGCUCGUAGUCUUCCUCCUCUGGCAUUCCCUGGAGAACUCGUGCCCUUUGAUGAAGCUCUAAGAGAUGUGAACACAGUGAGACCAUUAGCCAAUCAGGACGGAGCUGAUAUAGUUGCUUGGCAUGGAGCCCAGCUUCUGGAGGUCAAAUCAGCCGAGCGCAGAGAGUUGGAGAGACAGAUGAAGAUUGAGAACCUGUUUGUAACAUGGCAGCAGCGUUCUGCUCAGUCCAACAUGCCUAUCUCUGUAGCAGAUCUGGACACACUGAAGCUGUCCUCUCGACUGGCCCAUUACUGCGCCACACCACUGCUCUUUGACCCUGUGUUCCGGAAACAGAUUCAAGAGGAACAGAUUGUCCAGCCACAGUUGAAGAAGAGGCAUCGCUCCAGCGACUCCACCGUGUCAGGCAGGGAUCGCAGCCAUAGCACAGAUUCCGCAGACAUGCUGCCCAGCAGACUGAAGAAUGAGCCGUGGCUGCAGGACAUCUCCAACACAUUCCUGCAGCAGUAUGUGCAGUAUCUGCAGAGCAUGGGCUUCAUCCUGGUGCAGGUCCGGCCGCAGUCACCCGCCCGCAGUAUCGCACGAGCUCGUGCCACCUUGUUGAAUUCUUUGUCCACUGAAGGCAGAUCUUCAUUCUCCUCUUUCUCAUAUAAUAAACAGAAGAGUGAGGACAGCCCAAAGCAGAGCAGCAGUGGCUCGAGCUCGACAUCAUAUCACCUGCAGAGGGCACUACCAGGGGGCAUUGUGCUGAUGGAACUGGCUUUUCAAGGCUGUUAUUUCUGUGUGAAGCAGUUUGCAUUAGAAUGCUCAAGAAUUCCCAUGGGUCAAACGGUCAAUUCACAGGAUUCUCUUCUCAACAAACCUCCUAGCAAGCCGUUCCCGGAGACGCCCACAGGCUCUGACUCUGCGCUGUCCAUGCUGUUCACCGAGGAGUGUGAUAAGGUUUGUGAUCUGAUGCACGUUCACUCAUUCAGCUACGACUUCCACCUACGUGUGGUGCAUCAAUACCUGCUGGGGUGUCACAUGACCUUGCGGCAGGGUUACCAGCUCACCAGCUUCCUGGAGGACUUCAUCGCUCAUCAUCCAGAUAUUCCUAAAUUUGGCCACAACCACGUAUUCCAGGGGAGUUUCUCCAUAUCAACGGGGAUGAUUACAGCACACCAGCUGUAUAAUUACAUCACUGAUCACGCUGGAACUUAUGGUAUGAAACCUCUGCGCAUGUCUAAAGCUGCAGUUACAACUGACAACAAAAAGGGGGCGUCAAGCACAGACCUGCACGUGUAUGCGCUGGUAGCUCUGUGGAACAGCUCUGGCUCAUUCAAAGACAUGGAUGGGCUACGACACCAUGAUGACUUUGACGUGUCGAUGCUGGUGUGUCAUAAUGCUGCUCCGUUUGAGGAGCAGUCUGAAGGAGAGCGACACCUGCUCAGGUUGCAAUUCUACGUAAUAAUGACCAGUCAGCGGGAGCUGUUUCCUCGUUUGACCGCGGAUAUGCGUCGCUUUAAAAAGCUUCCUCAGAUCUAUCGUGACCCCGGUGACCUCAGCAGCCGUACCCCUCUGGAGCGGAUGGAUUCUGGUAGCGUCGGGGCACAGGAAACAGAACUGGACCUCUGGGAGGAGACCACGGCCCCCGUGUCCCCAGCGACCAGCCCAGAAUCUGACCCCUUGGUGACCACCAGAGAAACCGCCGACUCUCAGGGGCUGUUCUACUUGUCUCCUGUCUUCCCCCUUCUUAACUCUGAAGUGCUGUCGGCACGCCGGCAGAUCCAGAGCAGCGUGGAGCAGGCCAUGGGUCACUGUCGCAGGGAUAACCUCUGGAGGAUGCUGUUUCAUGGAGAGCAUUUGGCUCUGGACAAACUCAAACUAAGCAAGCUGGCCUUCGGUGAACUAGAAGAGCUAUUGAAUGCUGUGCAGAGCAGAUCAGUGGCUGAAAUAGACCCACAGCUGGACUGUUUCCUGAACAUGAGUCCUGCCUGGUAUCAGAGUCUCAUUAAAGUUCUACUGUCACGAUUCCCACAGAACUGCAGGCAUUUUAAGGAUGACGGUGGUAUUCAGUACCUGGCUGUGCUGAACCAGAAGUUCACUGACUGUUUUGUGCUUGUGUUCCUGGAUGCCCAGGCUGGAAAAACUAGUCUGAAGAUUGUUUUCAGGGAGCCGUUAUCAGCACAGACUCAGUCGAGCAGUAGUCCACCACCACAGCUGGUCUCCAUGUACCACCAUCUGGAGUCUGUCAUCAACACAGCGUGCUAUAACCUCUGGACCGGUCUGCUGUAAACAUGCACUGAACAUCCCGAUAUUCUUUGUUUCAGUAGAAAUCUACCUGCGGACUGUGACUCUGUGUGAACGAAAGGUUAAGAGAGUCCCAAGUUGAAGGUUAAAAGAGUCCCAAGUUGAAAUAACUGAACAUAGGUUGUGCUGAUUUCUUCUAAGAUUCAGCUUUGAGCUGCCUCCCAGUCACAGACUAAAACUUAACGUGUCUUGUGUGAAAAGCGUGUUGCAUAGGUCAGGGAGCUUCCAUUUAGGCAAUUAAAAAGCCCACAUUUUGCACAGUAGAACAGCUAAAUGGGCUGCCCUGUUAAUUUGAGAGGGCGAUUAGCCGGUGGGUGCAAAUUGGCACGUAAAAUUCCGCUGGUUUGCCAAAGCCAUACUCUCCUUCUGUAUUUCUGUUCAUUUGAGUGUUUUAUUUUUAUUUAUUAUUUUCUUUUUCAUCUCAGUUGCUGAUAAAAAAAUUGGGUCGUGAUUCUAUAGACAGUUUUUGUGUUAGGUCUCGCUUUGAGUCCAGUUUGAAGUUCUGAUCCGAUUACGUCUGGUGAAGUUCGAGAAAUCACAUCAGUUUUGUUCCUGUUGGCAGGAUGGGUAGUUGAUUUUUCACCCAAUUGUGCUACGUAAUUGUGGCCUUAUGGCCAUUUCUUCAUACAAUAAGUGCCUUUAUUUUCCUAAACUGGAUCGAGUGUGUUGUUUUGACCUUGCAGGAAGAUCUGUACAGUCGACUCUUUUCCAUGGACAAAAGUCACUUAAAUGGAAGAUUCUGAUGGAAGAUCAGUAUGGAGUAACAAUUUGGCCUACUCUUAAACACACAAAAAUACAAAUCAGCAUACACUGCAACAGUUGUUUUCUCUUGUAUUUUUGACAUGUUUUCCAGUAAAAAUUUCAAAACAUCCUUAAAAUUUACACGAGAAAAAACUUUCAAAGAAUAUAUCUGGAAUUAUUUCUAUUUCCCCACUGGAAAAUAUAUUAUAUAUAUAUAUAUAUAUAUAUAUUUUGCACAAACCUCACUAAAUUUAGUUAGUUUUUGGCUUAAAACAAGAAUAAACAAUUUGCCAAUGGGAUUAGAAUAACUUAUUCUAUAAUAUAAUAACUUAUAUUAUUAUCAAUAAAUAUUUAUAUUAACUUAUUCUUGGAAAACAAAACUUUUACACAAAUGUACUUAAGUAAAUGUAUCUUUUUACUGGAAAACAAGACAUGAUACUAAUUAAAAAAAUUGGCAUUGUACAACUACUAAGCCACCUAACUUCAAUGACAGCACUGAAGUGCUCAAUGUGCAAAGAUCACAGAAAACUAUUGACUGACACAUUUCCCAUGUGUCAGGCUGUUUUUAGCUCCUGUAUUGAAUGUAUUUUAAUGGAUUGUUUGUUUUAGGCACACUCUUCAUAAUGGAUAGCCAUUGGUGUAUGAAUGUUUGGGAGAAAAUUAAUUAGCAAUUCAAUUGUCUGAAACUGUUGUAAUAUGUACAUUAUGUAUAUACGGACAGAUUUGUAAGAAAACUGCUCAAUAAAUCUUAAGUUAAAAUGUUUCAAGUGUUGAAGUCUGCGAUGCUUUGAAAACAAAAAAACAUGCACAACUGAUAGAUUGAUAACUGUUGGAAAUGGAAGUCUGUAAUUCAAUUGUAAACCUGAGAAAAUUCAAGAUUUUGUCAUUUUUAGGUGCCUAAUAGAGGCCACCAGUCUGGCUCCAGAAGUAAAAAUCUAAUU
This is a messenger RNA of Myxocyprinus asiaticus (Chinese sucker), 13001 nucleotides long. RefSeq names its product SZT2 subunit of KICSTOR complex (gene szt2). Gene Ontology annotation, cellular component: peroxisome. Bases 115 to 11304 code for a protein of 3729 amino acids. NCBI's taxonomy places the organism in Eukaryota, Metazoa, Chordata, Actinopteri, Cypriniformes, Catostomidae. The record is from RefSeq and is a predicted model, not a curated record. The transcript is spliced from 74 exons.